AUGGGGACUUCCCUUCUGGCCCUCCUGAUCUUAGGCUGUCUCCUCACAGGGCCCAGCCUAAUCCUCUGCCAGCUUUCAUUACCGUCUAUCCUCCCUAACGAAAAUGAAAAGGUCGUGCAGCUGAAUUCAUCCUUUUCUCUGAGAUGCUUUGGGGAGAGUGAAGUGAGCUGGCAGUACCCCAUGUCUGAAGAAGAGAACCCCAAUGUGGAAAUCAGAAAUGAGGAGAAUAACAGUGGCCUUUUUGUGACCGUGCUGGAGGUGGUCAACGCGUCGGCGGCGCACACAGGCUUGUACACUUGCUAUUACAACCACACUCAGACGGAGGAAACGGAGAUCGAAGGCAGGCACAUCUACAUCUACGUGCCAGACCCGGAUGUAGCCUUUGUACCUCUAGGAAUGACAGAUUAUUUAGUCAUCGUGGAGGAUGAUGAUUCUGCCAUCAUACCUUGUCGCACAACUGACCCCGAGACUCCGGUGACCUUGCGCAGCAGUGACGGGGUGGUGCACGCCUCCUAUGACAGCAGACAGGGCUUUAAUGGGACCUUCAGCGUCGGGCCCUAUGUCUGCGAAGCCACCAUCAGAGGGAAGACGUUCCAGACCAUCCCGUUUAAUGUUUAUGCUUUAAAAGCAACAUCAGAACUUGAUCUAGAAAUGGAAGCUCUUAAAACUGUGUAUAAGUCAGGGGAGACGAUUGUGGUCACCUGCGCCGUCUUUAACAAUGAGGUGGUUGACCUUCAGUGGACUUACCCUGGAGAAGUGAAAGGCAAAGGCAUCACCAUGCUGGAGGAAAUCAAGGUCCCGUCCAUCAAACUGGUGUACACUCUGAGGGUCCCCGAGGCCACGGUGAAAGAUAGUGGAGAUUAUGAAUGUGCUGCCCGCCAGGCCACCAAGGAGGUCAAAGAGAUGAAGAAAGUCACCAUUUCUGUCCAUGAGAAAGGGUUCAUUGAAAUCAAACCCAACUUCAACCCACUGGAAGCUGUCGACCUACAUGAAGUCAAACAUUUUGUGGUGGACGUGCAGGCCUACCCCCCUCCCAGGAUAUCCUGGCUGAAGGACAACCUGACUCUGAUUGAAAAUCUCACAGAGAUCACCACGGACAUAGAAAGGAUUCAGGAAAUAAGGUAUCGGAGCAAAUUAAAGCUGAUCCGCGCUAAGGAGGAAGACAGCGGCCAUUACACGAUCGUCGUUCAAAAUGAAGACGACGUGAAGAGCUAUACUUUCGAGCUCUUAACUCAAGUUCCCUCGUCUAUUCUGGACUUGGUUGAUGACCACCAUGGCUCUACAGGGGGACAGACUGUGAGAUGCACCGCUGAAGGGACGCCUCUUCCUGAUAUCGAGUGGAUGAUCUGCAAGGAUAUUAAGAAGUGUAAUAAUGAAACUUCAUGGGCUGUUUUGGCCAACAAUAUCUCAAACAUCAUCACGGAGGUCCACCCCCGAGACAGGAGUACUGUGGAGGGCCGAGUGACAUUCACCAGGGUGGAGGAGACCAUCGCUGUUCGAUGUCUGGCCAAGAAUCUCCUUGGGGCCGAGAGCCGAGAGCUGAAGCUGGUGGCUCCCACGCUGCGUUCUGAACUCACCGUCGCCGCUGCGGUCCUCGUGCUGUUGGUGAUUGUGAUCAUCUCACUUAUUGUCCUGGUUGUCAUUUGGAAACAGAAACCGAGGUAUGAAAUUCGUUGGAGGGUCAUUGAAUCCAUCAGCCCUGACGGACAUGAAUAUAUUUACGUGGACCCGAUGCAGCUGCCUUAUGACUCAAGAUGGGAGUUUCCAAGGGAUGGACUCGUGCUUGGUCGUAUCCUGGGAUCUGGUGCGUUUGGGAAAGUGGUUGAAGGAACUGCCUAUGGGUUAAGCCGCUCCCAGCCUGUCAUGAAAGUAGCAGUGAAGAUGCUAAAACCCACAGCCAGAUCCAGCGAGAAACAAGCUCUCAUGUCGGAACUGAAGAUAAUGACUCACCUGGGGCCGCAUUUAAACAUUGUGAACUUGCUGGGAGCCUGCACCAAGUCAGGCCCUAUUUACAUCAUCACCGAGUACUGCUUCUAUGGGGAUUUGGUCAACUAUUUGCAUAAGAAUAGGGAUAGCUUCCUGAGCCGCCACCCGGAGAAACCAAAGGAAGAGCUGGACAUUUUCGGAUUGAACCCUGCCGAUGAUAGCACACGGAGUUAUGUUAUUUUAUCUUUUGAAAACAAUGGUGACUACAUGGACAUGAAGCAAGCUGACACCACCCAGUAUGUCCCCAUGCUGGAAAGGAAAGAGGUUUCUAAAUACUCGGACAUCCAGAGAUCGCUGUAUGACCGCCCAGCCUCGUAUAAGAAGAAGUCUAUGUUAGACUCAGAAGUCAAAAACCUCCUUUCGGACGAUAACUCAGAAGGCCUUACCUUGUUGGACUUGUUGAGCUUUACCUAUCAAGUUGCUCGAGGAAUGGAAUUUUUGGCUUCAAAAAAUUGUGUCCACCGGGACCUGGCUGCUCGAAACGUCCUCCUGGCGCAGGGGAAAAUCGUGAAGAUCUGUGACUUCGGCCUGGCCAGAGACAUCAUGCAUGAUUCAAACUACGUGUCCAAAGGCAGUACCUUUCUCCCCGUGAAGUGGAUGGCCCCUGAGAGCAUCUUCGACAACCUCUACACCACGCUGAGUGACGUCUGGUCCUACGGCAUUCUGCUCUGGGAGAUCUUUUCCCUUGGCGGCACACCCUACCCCGGCAUGAUGGUGGAUUCUACUUUCUACAAUAAGAUCAAGAGUGGGUACCGGAUGGCCAAGCCUGACCAUGCCACCAGUGAAGUCUACGAGAUCAUGGUGAAGUGCUGGCACAGCGAGCCGGAGAAGAGACCCUCCUUCUACCACCUGAGUGAGAUUGUGGAGCAUCUGCUGCCUGGACAGUAUAAGAAGAGUUAUGAAAAGAUUCACCUGGACUUCCUGAAGAGCGACCACCCCGCCGUGGCGCGCAUGCGCGUGGACUCGGACAAUGCCUACAUUGGCGUCACCUACAAAAACGAGGAAGACAAGCUGAAGGACUGGGAGGGCAGCCUGGACGAGCAGAGGCUGAGCGCGGACAGCGGCUACAUCAUCCCCCUGCCCGACAUCGACCCUGUUCCUGAGGAGGAAGACCUGGGCAAGAGGAACAGACACAGCUCGCAGACCUCAGAAGAGAGCGCUAUCGAGACAGGUUCCAGCAGCUCUACUUUCAUCAAGAGAGAGGAUGAAACCAUCGAGGACAUCGACAUGAUGGACGACAUUGGCAUAGACUCCUCAGACCUGGUAGAGGACAGCUUCCUGUGACUGGCAGA
Neomonachus schauinslandi (Hawaiian monk seal) is the source of this 3278-nucleotide messenger RNA. RefSeq names its product platelet derived growth factor receptor alpha (gene PDGFRA). The transcript is spliced from 22 exons. The record is from RefSeq and is a predicted model, not a curated record. Lineage: Eukaryota; Metazoa; Chordata; Mammalia; Carnivora; Phocidae. Gene Ontology annotation, cellular component: signaling receptor complex. Gene Ontology annotation, biological process: multicellular organism development; protein phosphorylation; positive regulation of kinase activity. The coding region runs from base 1 to 3270 and encodes 1089 amino acids. Gene Ontology annotation, molecular function: platelet-derived growth factor binding; platelet-derived growth factor alpha-receptor activity; ATP binding.